AUGGAUAACAUAACAUGGACUCAGCGACCGCCGUCUCCCACGCUGCGUGCGUUCGUCCUGCACAGCUUCAUCGUGCUCCUAGUCACCGGUCUCCUGCUCACUUGCGUCUUCGUCAGGAACCUCUCCACCAUUGAGAGCGUCGUCUCCCUCGGAGGUGACAACAAUAACCAUGGUGGCUUACUCCGUUAUACCUCCGGUAACGUUUUCUACUGCGACAGCAAGCAGUGUGACUACGAAGCUCGUUUUCUGAACUCCAGUGUGGACUGGAGCGUGAAUCCUUGCGACAACUUCUACAAGUUCGCCUGCGGCAGAUGGAAGAGUAGUCACCACAUGCCCAACUACACGGACGAGCGCUCUCUGUUUACCGUCCUCAAGCGAUCAAUCGACAUGGACAUUCUGAACAUCCUGAAUGCCACUGUUCUACCCGACGAACUGCAGACUCCAAACCAGAAGGCGGCGGGACUGCUCGGAGGCUGCAUCAAUACCAGAAUACUCAACCGACGAGGCGUUUCUCCUUUCGUGGCCCUGCUGGACCACUAUGGCAUCUCCGGUUGGCCUUACCUGGACGUCGGCCACGUGGAGCUGGCCUCCCUUUUGGGCGAACUCACCCGGCGCCUGCGCUUCUCCGCCUUCUUCUCCACCGCCGUGUCGGUGGACCCAAGAGACACCACCACGAGGAUCGUUCACCUGACAGAACCCGAGACACUAAUUUCCAAGGCCUACUUGCUGGAGCUCAAUGUGCUCGAACAAUACCGGGACCUGAUCUCUAGCGUGCUGCGGGUUUUCAAAGGCAGCGACGAAAAUGUCGUUAACAGCGUCAUCCACAUGGAGAUACAACUCGUCAUGGCUACGGAAUUAAAGUGGAAAUUAAAACGAAAGGAUGUGGUUAAAUUAUCUCUGAGCCGCCUACCUUGCUCUAAGAAGUGGAACUGGGUAGUCUUCAUCCGAACCAUACUGGGUGACAUCAUCGACGUGAGUAACGCAACCGAGGUGAUUGUCCGACGUCCAAAAUUCUUCACCAGACUGGCGGCAAUAUUCGACAAUACCACGAGGAAGACGAUUGUGGACUACGUGGGCUGGCGGCUCCUGGUGGCCUUCUCGCCGUUCCUGCCGGACGCGUUCCGACCACUGACGUCCCUCACGCUGCGCGGCAGCGUCAACCUGUUCGCGUCACCGCCGCGCUGGUACUCCUGCUACGAAACGGUGGCUCGCGUGAUGCAGUACGCGAUAUCGGCCGCCUACGCUCAUCGCUACCUCAAGGGCAAGGCCAGAGCCAUCAGGAGGGAUGUGAAGCAGAAGUACACCCUCAUCAGCGAGCGGGUGUUCGAAGCUAUCCAGCGCUCCAGCUGGAUCCACGUGAAGACCAGACGAAUUAUUCACCAAAAGAUGACGUCGCUUACACUCUACCUCCUUUAUCCUUCCUUCGUCGAAAACGAGUUCGCCAUAUCCGCCUUCUAUCAUAUUGUACCGGAUGUGACGAUGGACCACGUUCUGGAGAGUUACCACAAAACCCUGUCGGCGCUCAGCGAACACUAUUGGCAGUGGCUCGUCGAGGACUGGAUCGGCCCAGAGUGGGAAGUGCCGUUUCUGAAGCCGAGCGUCUAUUUUAACCACGACUUUAAGACGUUGGCAAUCCCUUUCGGAAUACUCCAAAGUCCACUGUACUACACAAGCAUCCAACCGCCCGUGGACAUGGCACGUUUCGGCUUCCAAGUGGCACGAGAAAUAAUACGGGCCUUUUUCGUCAGCGGUCCGUUCUAUAAACAUCCAAGAUCCAUCAAGAAGCCGUGGGAUAGAUUAACGCAUACCGAGUUCGGCAACAAACAAAACUGCUUUCUUCACCAGUACGGGCACAUCUACGGGACUCAGAUUAAUUCCUAUGCGAGCAACGUGGAGAAUAUGCUGGAUAACGCAGCUCUUCCUGUGGCCUACCGGGUGUUUCGCAAAAUUAUGCGAAAGAGCCGUUCUCUCGGGGCGACCGACUGGGUUUUUAAAAGCCUGCCGGAAAUAAACUCAGAGCGCAUGUUCUUCCUGGCCUUUGCGACGAUGUUUUGCGACUUGAAGCGGACUCGCGCAAUCAAGAUGCAGCUCACCCAUGGUCCAUUCAGCCCCGGAAACUACAGGGUUAACUUGCCUUUGAUGAACUUCGCGAAGUUUGCCAAAGCCUUCGGCUGCAAUCCUGGCGACGGUAUGAUCGUUGAAGAGCGCUGUCAAGUCUGGGACUGA
Molecule: messenger RNA, 2226 nt
Organism: Ixodes scapularis (black-legged tick)
Lineage: Eukaryota; Metazoa; Arthropoda; Arachnida; Ixodida; Ixodidae
Product: neprilysin-4-like
Exons: 22
Coding region: 1-2226 (741 amino acids)
Biological process (GO): protein processing
Cellular component (GO): plasma membrane
Molecular function (GO): metalloendopeptidase activity
Source: RefSeq, a predicted model, not a curated record